AUGGUUGGUGUUAAAGUUGUUAGGCUUGUUGUAGAUAAGUACAAGAUGGGUACUGGUCACAAGAUUAUUAUUCUUAAAAAUGACAAGACUCUUUUUACUGCAAAGUGCCAAGAAGAUGGUUGUGGUUGGAGGAUUCACUUUGGGCAUGUGAAUGGUGACAUUUCUCGGUUAGUGCUGAAAGGCUUUUUAGGUGGCACAUUACUUGUUGUAGGCUUUUUAUAUAAAUUACAUAUUCUUGCUUGGUUGAAGAGUCCUACGGUGACAACUAAGUUAGUCAAGCAUUUGAUCGCUGACAAUAUACAGGGUGAUCCUAGUUUAAAAUCCAAACAGAUCAUGUCUCUUUUUAAGAAGACUUAUGGGUCCAAUAUCAAGUAUCACCAAGCCCAUAGAGGGAAAGAAGCCGUAUUUGAAGAACAGUUUGGUGAUGACGAAAAAACCUAUAGCGAUUUAACUUGGUAUGUCAAAGCCAUUGAGAAAACUAAUCUUGAUACCUUUUUUAAUUUUGAAGUUGAUCAUGCAACCCAAAGAUUUCAUAGGAUCUUCAUUUGUUUCGGUGCUUGCAAGCAUAACUAUAUGUAUCUCAGGCCCAUGAUUUACUUGGACGCUACUUUCCUUACUGGUAGAUACAGGGGUGCUUUGAUGGAUGCAACAUGUAUCAAUGGAAACAAUAGUUUUUACCCAUUUGCAUUUGCUCUUGUUUCUGCUGAAAACAAAAAAAAUUGGUUUUGGUUUAUGGAGAAUCUUAAACAAGUUAUCGAUGGUCGUCAGAUUGUUUUCCUUAGUGACCGUGGAGAAGGACUUUUGCAGGGCCUUCCAAAAGUAUUUCCUAAUUCUUAUCACAACUAUUUCUUUUACCUCAUCAAGUGCAAUAUCCAUGUUGGAUCAGGUGAUGCGAAUGCGAAUGUCGUUAUUGGUUUGUUUUACAAAGAUGCUUACUCUUACACAACAACUAACUUUGAAGAAGCUUUGCGGGGCAUGCAUGCACUUGGAUGUGGACAUGUUUCUAAUUAUCUUAGGACUAUUCCAAAGGAGAAAUGGGAAAAUUCAUUUUUUUUCCUGUGGCGAGUUAAUGGUUUUCCUUGUGCACAUGCUUGUGCUGCCAUUCAAGCUACAAGGGAGGACAUCUAUUCAUUUGUUGCUCCAUACUUCACCACUGAAUGGUACAAUGGGACAUACCAGGAGAUCAUCUUGCCAAUCCCAAAUUAUGACAAGCCGCAGGCUUAUGAUCCUAGUGAUAGGGUUAUUGUUCCUAUUCCAGUUCCUCCACCUGGUAGACGAAGAACACAGCGUAUCAAGAAUUCUUGGGAGAAACAAAAGAGGCCUAUGAUGUGCACAAAGUGCUUCACCCUUUCUCACCACAACAAAGCUACAUGCCCCAUGCUUUGA
Messenger RNA from Papaver somniferum (opium poppy), 1386 nucleotides. RefSeq lists its product as uncharacterized. The record is from RefSeq and is a predicted model, not a curated record. The coding region runs from base 1 to 1386 and encodes 461 amino acids. NCBI's taxonomy places the organism in Eukaryota, Viridiplantae, Streptophyta, Magnoliopsida, Ranunculales, Papaveraceae. The transcript has 4 exons.